UGUGGUUACAUCACGUGUUACUGUAGUAGUAGUUGAGGCCUGGUGGGCGGCCUAGCGCCAUUUUGUGAGUGUUUCCUGUUUCCUUUUAGCGCUUUUAGGUGCACGGACGCCGAGGCUGAGUCUUCCGGAGCGGUUUUUAUCCAGCUUCUUGUGAAAUGGCAGUCCAGGAGAUCAGACCCAACAACACAAUCUACAUCAACAACCUCAAUGAGAAGAUAAAGAAGGAUGAGCUGAAGAAGUCUCUGUAUGCGAUUUUCUCCCAGUUCGGGCAGAUCCUUGACAUCUUGGUGUCUCGCAACCUGAAGAUGAGAGGACAGGCGUUUGUCAUCUUUAAGGAAGUUAGCAGUGCCACCAAUGCCCUGAGGUCAAUGCAAGGAUUUCCCUUCUAUGAUAAGCCAAUGAGAAUACAAUAUUCGAAGACAGACUCGGACAUCAUUGCUAAAAUCAAAGGUACCUUUGUAGAGAGAGACCGAAAAAGACAGGAGAAGAGGAAAGUUAAGAUACAAGAAGCUGCAGCUGUCAAGAAGGCUGUUCCAGGUGCUCCUGUGGUGCAAGGCUUACCAGGGCAGAUUCCGGGAAUGCAGAACAUCCCUGGAAUGAACCAGGCUCCUCGUAUGAUGCAUAUGGCUGGACAGAAUCCAUACAUGCACCAUCCUGGCAUGAUGCCACCUCCAGGAAUUGCUCCUGGACAGAUGGCUCCUGGCGGCAUGCCUCAUGGACAGAUGAUGCCAGGGCAGAUGGCACCUAUGCAACCGAUAUCUGAAAAUCCACCAAACCAUAUUCUGUUCCUGACCAACCUCCCAGAAGAAACCAAUGAGCUGAUGCUAUCCAUGCUGUUCAACCAGUUCCCAGGCUUCAAAGAAGUACGUCUAGUCCCUGGACGUCACGAUAUAGCAUUUGUGGAGUUUGAUAAUGAAGUCCAGGCAGCUGCUGCCCGAGAGUCUCUACAAGGAUUCAAGAUCACCCAGAGCAACUCCAUGAAGAUUUCAUUUGCUAAGAAAUAGUUCAUUGGGAGAAUCUCCAGCUUCAGUCUGUUUUGGAAACACCGCUGACCUGGGUCUUGGCAGAUUCUAAUUAGACUCUUUUUUUAUUUAAUUUCUGAUUUUUCAAUGCAGAGCGCUCAUCCAGCAUAUGUUGGUGAGUAUAGGAUUCAUUUUUUUAUGCAUCUCUUGAAAGCAUUGCACCCAGAGUCUGACUUCCAGACAUUGUACCUGGAGCUUGUGAAUAAAAUAGAUUUGUUUUUCUAUGA
Molecule: messenger RNA, 1249 nt
Organism: Hyla sarda
Lineage: Eukaryota; Metazoa; Chordata; Amphibia; Anura; Hylidae
Gene: SNRPA
Product: small nuclear ribonucleoprotein polypeptide A
Exons: 7
Coding region: 156-1004 (282 amino acids)
Biological process (GO): mRNA splicing, via spliceosome
Cellular component (GO): U1 snRNP
Molecular function (GO): U1 snRNA binding
Source: RefSeq, a predicted model, not a curated record